Molecule: messenger RNA, 1062 nt
Organism: Synchytrium microbalum
Lineage: Eukaryota; Fungi; Chytridiomycota; Chytridiomycetes; Synchytriales; Synchytriaceae
Exons: 6
Coding region: 1-1062 (353 amino acids)
Biological process (GO): protein phosphorylation
Molecular function (GO): protein kinase activity; ATP binding
Source: RefSeq, a predicted model, not a curated record
AUGGCAACUCCGUUACCCCCAGCUGUCCCAGGGAGGAGAGCUGGACGGCCGACUCCUCGUAUAGUCCUGCCUCCCAAUUCCGCUGCAGUAUCAAUCGCGUCCCUCAAUGGAAUAGACCCUGAAGACUCUCCUUCCGGUCAGGUCGUCUCCAAAAUGGACGAAUUGACUAUCGACAAACUACCAAAGGGAGAGGGCGAAUGGGGAAAAGAUAUCAAGCUGGACGACUUACUCAUACUAGAUGAACUGGGCGCUGGAAACGGGGGCACGGUAAACAAGGUCUUGCAUCGCCCAACAAAUACUAUUAUGGCACGAAAGAUCAUACACGUCGAAGCCAAGCAAUCAGUCAGGAAACAAAUAUUACGUGAAUUGCAAAUCAUGCACAAAUGCAACUCCCCAUACAUAGUUAAAUUCUAUGGUGCCUUCCUGAAUGAAGGUGAUAUCUCAAUUUGCAUGGAGUACAUGGACUGUGGCUCCCUAGAUCAUCUAUACAAACACGUCGGGCCAAUACCGGAAAAUGUUGUUGGAAAAAUCACUUAUGCCGUCUUGCAAGGAUUGGUUUACCUGUAUGAUACUCAUCGAAUCAUUCAUCGAGAUGUGAAGCCAAGUAAUAUUUUGGUUGACAGCACUGGAAACAUCAAGAUUGCUGAUUUCGGUGUCAGUGGACAACUAAUCAACUCUGUCGCUCACACUUUUGUUGGCACUUCGGCAUACAUGUCGCCUGAGAGAAUACAAGGUGGAAAGUACUCGGUACCGUCAGAUAUUUGGAGUUUAGGAAUCACCAUCAUGGAGCUGGCUCUUGGCAGAUUCCCAUUCCCUGCGGACGAAAAGCCUUUGACUGUUUUCGAGUUAUUGGAAUACAUUGUACAUGAAGAAGCCCCUACGUUACCAAAAGGAAAGUUUUCAGAUGAUUUGGAAAAGUUUGUGGCGAAAUGUCUAAUAAAAGAUCAUGGUAAAAGGCCAAGCCCUUCGGAUUUGCUGAAUGAUCCAUUUGUGUCCAAGGCAUCCCAGUCAACUGUCGACCUGAAGGCUUGGGCUGUAUCUACACUGAAAGUUUCUUCAUAG